Heteronotia binoei (common prickly gecko) is the source of this 3041-nucleotide messenger RNA. It is a transcript of the gene ARL9, whose product is annotated as ADP ribosylation factor like GTPase 9. The transcript is spliced from 4 exons. The record is from RefSeq and is a predicted model, not a curated record. NCBI's taxonomy places the organism in Eukaryota, Metazoa, Chordata, Lepidosauria, Squamata, Gekkonidae. Bases 20 to 727 code for a protein of 235 amino acids. Gene Ontology annotation, molecular function: GTPase activity; GTP binding.
CUCCCUUCCUCCCUCGGCCAUGGCGGGCAACUUGCGGCACUUGGCGCUGGUGGGCACGGCCGUAGCUGUCACCGGCGGGGUGGCCUACGUCGUCUGGAGGAACUUUUGGGCCCCCAAAGCUUCGGCCGACUCCCCACCACUGCGGGAGCCCUCGCCGGAACGCGCCCCCCUCGCCUAUGUGGAGCCACCCCCGGAAGAAGAGGAAAAGCCCCAAAGCAAGCAGAUCCUGGUUCUGGGUUUGGACGGAGCUGGGAAAACCAGCAUUCUCCACUCACUAACAGCUAACCAAGUGAAGCACAGCACGACUCCCACGGAAGGCUUCAAUGCAGUCUGUGUCAGCACAGAGGACUCCAAGAUGGAAUUCCUAGAAAUCGGGGGCAGCGAGACCCUGCGAGGCUACUGGAAAAUGUACCUCUCACGAGUCCUGCUGCUGAUAUACGUCGUGGAUUCAGCCGAUCACAAGCGCUUGCCUGUUGCAAAGAAACUGCUUCAUCAGCUGGUCCAGAAUAACUCGACCUUGCCUGUAAUGAUCCUUGCCAAUAAGCAGGAUCUCGAAGGUGCAUAUUGCAUCACAGACAUUCAUGAGGCAUUGGCAUUGUCUGACAUCGGGGAUGAGAGGAAGAUAUUCCUUAUUGGCACGCACGUAGCAGAAGACGGCUCCGAAAUCUCUGCCGGCAUGAAGGACACACGGGAACUGAUUGCAGGGCUGGUCUCGGAAGCGAUGUGAUUGGUCCCGGAACGCGGCACCACCACGGGACUUAGAGCGGCCCUCGAAUAAGCAGCUUGCAACCAUCCCAUAGCGUUACUUUGCAUUUGAACCUUGCAGUGUUGAUCCUCAGGUAUGGGAUUCCAAUGGAGGUGAUGCCGAAGUUGCAAAGGACCUUGAGAGUUUGCUUUUUACUGUAAUAUCUUUGGGGAAAGUAGCUUGUGUGUCUUUAAAACCAUGUGGAGAGAAAUGGCACGGAUCAAGCGGUUGGACAUCCCACCCCAAGGUGUCAAACAUUGCUGCCAUUUUCAGAGGCAGCUGCUGUGGGUUUCAUUCAGAGCUGUGUGCUGUUUUAGGAGUGAACGUGUGGGAAAGCAAUACAAGUUUAUGUCUGAGGGUGACUUUGUUCAGAUUGUAGAGCUGGGAACCAAGGAACAAAAGCCUCUAGCUGCGUAUAUCUCUGGAGAGCUCUGCAUUUUUUGAACAUCUUCAUGACCUUUGUUGCCUAAGGUAUACAGAUAUAUAUUUUUAAUCAGGCUUGUCCCUGAGCUUUCCCUGUCAAGCCAGAGCAGUGGAAAACCUCCUUUGCUCCAACUUAAAGGAGGAAAUGGCACACCAGCUACAGGCAGAGCCUCUGGGUGAAAGAUGUACUCAGCAGUAAGAUGAGGGGGUGGGGCUUCACCUCCUCAGCAACAUCACCUUCAGCCCUUUAACAGCCCCCCCCCCCUUUACUGAGCUGUGUUUUUACUUUGGAGGGGGUGAGGUGAGACAGCCUGCCAGGCUGCUUGGAGGAAUCUCAUCCGACUUCUGCACUAGCAUGACUAGCUGGAAGGGUGUGUGAAGGUGACACCAGCGAGAAGUGCAGGGUUUGUGCAUAGACACCAUUCCUGUGCAUCUCCACCCUACCCGCUGUUAAUUCCACAGUGAGGGUGGCUUUUGCUCACCCCUUUAUGGUCACAGCCCAAGACCAUCUGGUUGCCAUGGUAUGUUUAGAGGGCAGUGUUUGGCCACACAUGGAUGAGUCCUCAGUUGGAUAAACCUGGGCCUGGAAGAAUCCACGUGGUGGGAGGAGAAGGCCUGAUGAGCCAAAAACGAUGCACAGUGGCUUUUGGUUUGCAUGUCAGUCUUGAAAGGGAUGAAUGUCCCACUUGUGCACCCAGGUAAGAGCACAAUCACACAGUAAGUAGUAUUUUGCAACAUUUGGGUAAUUCUUAAUAAAAGGUGGUGAUUUUGAGAGGCAUUUCCUGCCUUUUUAUACAUGUGGCUGUGAUAUGAUGGGAAAGAGGCUUCCCAGCUCUUUCUUAUCAUGAACUUUUCCUAUUAAAAAUCCACCUCCUUGCUACUGAGGGGAAAGCUAAUGGAUAUUCUUUUCUUUUCCCCACAAGGAAUCUUGGCAAAGGCUGGGGAAAUUGUCUGGUGGGGGAGGAGUAAGGGACCCCUGACCCCCUCCCCAGUAGUUUUUUUUCCAGAGCUUUUUUUUGGGGGGGGGGGGUAGCAGGAACUCCUUUGCAUAUUAGGCCACACACCUGAUAUGACCAAUCCUCCAAGAGCUUACAGUAGAACCUGUAUUAAGAGCCCUGUAAGCUCCAGGAGGAUUGGCUACAUCAGGGGGUGCGGCCUAAUAUGCAAAGGAGUUCCUACUACAAAAAAAGCCCUUUUUUUUUCACCUUCAUAAAAGGACUGGGUAGAAUGCCUAAAAAGAACUGCAACUCAUAAGAACCUCCAAGGAACCUGCUUUUCUUUACAUGGCCAUUUUCUUCCCCUGAACCAGGAUAAGGAGUCCCCACCUGAGCCAGGCCUUUCUGUGCCCUUCUGAGUUACAUUUGGCAGGGCAAGAAAGGCCACUUAUCUACUAGUCAGAGCUCAGUGAGAUUUCAUGCACGGAGGAUCCCGGUUUGAUGGGAAGAGGCCAUGCAUCUUUGACCCACUCCUCCCCACAAGAAAAAAACGGCACCUCUCCCGCUUCUCAGUUUUGAAGCAUUGCCCUCACUUCCAAAGACUGCCACUGUUGUUGAAGUGGCUUCCCACAAAUGUUACAUCUAAUGCCUCAAGGAUGCAGGCAUCGGUAUAGCAAAAUACAUCAGACAUCUGUCUCCUUCCUCCUCCGCCCACCUGCCCCUUAAUGACAUUCUCAGGGUAAUGUUAGCAUGGCUCAAAUUGUACGAACUUUAAGGAAAACAGCUUCAGACUUGUACCUCUUGCAAAUGUUGAAGGAAAAUCUCUGUAUUUGCCUCUGAAUUUUGAAAACUGUACAGAAGUUUUCUAGGAAGAUUUUUUUCCCUCACUUGUAUACCAAAGCAGUUCCUUUAUAUAAAAUCAGAUUAUUUUUCUCUUA